Messenger RNA from Tetrahymena thermophila SB210, 11142 nucleotides. RefSeq names its product MORN repeat protein. The record is from RefSeq and is a predicted model, not a curated record. The transcript has 10 exons. Gene Ontology annotation, molecular function: protein binding. NCBI's taxonomy places the organism in Eukaryota, Ciliophora, Oligohymenophorea, Hymenostomatida, Tetrahymenidae.
AUGGGUGCUGGUUGCUGUAAAGUAGAUUAAGGAGUAUCUUUAGAUUAAAGCAGCAUCGGGAGUUAAUCCAAGCCUGUUGAAUACGAGAAUGUAGAUUUGAAUAAAUAAACUGAUUAAGAUUAGGAAACAAAUCAUUUUUUGCUUAAUCUAGAACUUAAAAACAGCAAAUAAAAUCAUGAAAAUGGAGAUGAAGAGGACUUCGAACUUGAGAUAUAAUUUAAGGAUAUUUAAAAAUAUUAGGAACUUGUUUGUGAUGGAUGCAUAUUAUUAGAUAAAGAACCUGAAAUUAACAACAGCAUAAUAUUACUGAUGGAAAAGAAUUAUGGAAAAUUUAAAUACUAUAAAUAGCAGUACGAAUGUAAUGAAGCCACUUAUUGUCCUCCAGCUAAACUUUUAGAUGGUUCUAUAUAUACAGGUUAGUGGCUGAAUAAGCAGUUUCAUGGAAGAGGAAAGCUAAUAACAGAAGAAGAAUGUAUUUAUUAAGGGUAUUUUUGUCAUGGAAAGAAAUAAGGAUAUGGUAGAAUGUUAUUUAGCAGUGGCGACUACUACUAGGGAGAGUGGUUUGAUGAUUAAAUGGAAGGAUAGGGAAUCUUAAUUUUGAGAGAUGGCUCUUAAUUUCAGGGCUAUUUCUAUUAAAGUAUUUAUAUUGGUAAUCAAAAGGGCGUUAAGUUUGAAGAUAAAGUCAUUAAAGAAACACAAGAGCAGUAAAUAACUACAAUAAAAAAGAUUAUAAGUGAAAAUUAAUCGCAAUAUGAAAAUAGUUAGAAAAAUAAUAUUAAUAGUGCUAAUAAUAUAGAAAAUGUAUAAAAGAAAUCAUAGUCAUAAUUUAAAAAAUUCUAGGAUUAAUAGGUAAUGAUUUCAUCAACCAAUGUUUACUUAGAAGAAGAAGAGUCUAAUUAGAAGUAGGAAAUUAUAUAGGAUAAUGGUAAAAUAUAACCUUAAAAAGUCACUGGAUCAGCUUCAAAUCAAGUUUAAUAGAACAGUAGUAAUAAUUUGAACUAGCAAUAGACUAAUUCUUAAGGAGUCGAUACAAAUAAAACUAUCUUUGAAGAGAGUUUAAAAUCAUAGUUGUAGCAGUAAUAAUAAUAAAAAAAAUAAAGACUAGAAGAAUACAAUUCAAAGCAGUCAGAAAACUCAAACUCAAAGUCAUAGUAUUAGCAAGAAAGCUCUUAGUCUCAGCUUAAGCAAGAAAAUUAUUAAGAUUUUGAAAAUUUGAAGCAAGAGUAGAUAAAAAUUUUAAGUAUAAAUUAAAAUAGCUAAAAUCAGCUGUAAUAACAAUAAAAUAGUGCAUUUUAGCUUUCAUAAAUGAAUUAUACUAGAAGAGAAGAGUAAGAUUAGAAAAAUUAAAAUGGAAACGAAUAAAGUUAAAAUGAGGGGGAAGAAGGAGAUGAAAAAAACUCAAGAAAUUCGAGUAUGAUUAGUUUAAAAUAUAAAAGAAGAAUCACACACUGUGGAGAUAGGCUGGUAAAUCUUAAUCCAGAUGUAAAUAGAGGUUUGGAUGUUAGCAAUAUAGAAUUCAAUGACAUAUUGUCCAAGUAUUUAAAUGGAUUGAAGGAAAAUAAUGAUAUUAAUCAUCAAGAAUAAUAAGAAGAAGAAAAUUAGAGCAUGAUAAUGAUAAGCUUUUAAGAAAUGAUGCCUAAAAAUAUGAGGUAAAAGUUGGCUUUCUUUUAAGAACUUUUAAACCUAAAUAAUUUCCACCAUGAUGAUGUUUAAGGAAAGGUUGUAGACUAAAUGGAUUUCUAGACAUUCAGAAUUUAUCAAUAAAAGCAAACAUACAAAAUUCUACAAGAGAAAUAAGUUUAAAAUGAGAUGAUUUAUAAAAAAAGAGUUCAAUAAUAAAAUGAGCUCAUAGAAAAUGCUAUUUUAAAUAAAAUCAUAGCGAGAGAAGAUAAAGAAACUUAUAAGCACUUAGCUAUAUUAGGAAUGAAGCAGAUUUAUGAAAAGUAAGGAGUCUUAGUCAGAUUGAUUGAUUAAAAAGAGGAAAAACAAGAAGAUGAAAGAGACAGAAAUUUCGAUGCAGUUAAGUAGCAUUUAAUAUAAUCUGGCUUUGUAAUGUAAAAUUAUUAUUCUGCAACACUCAGUCAGAAAUCUCAAUGGAAAUUUGAUUUGGCUAUAAAUAGCAAAAGAAAAUUUGCUGAUUAUUUUAAAAGCAUAAUCUUAUUAUAAAACAGAGAGUUAACAGCUAAAAAUAUAAUUAUACUGGGCUUAAUAGGUGGUGAAAAAGAGUAAAUAAAGAUUGACUUCUACAUUAAAAAUGAAGUAACUCCUAUAAAAGUUAAUACUAUUAACAAAGGUGAAAUAACAGAAUUUUAAAAAUACCCAAUAAUAGACGAGAUAACGAUAAACAUAGAAACUUUCUUUGAUAAUCAAUGGAAUAUGAUCUAUGAUAACACAAUUAUAUGUUAAUAUAGAGGAAAUAUUAAUGGAUAAAAGUAAUAAUAUUUUAGGCCUCUAGGGUAUUUUGGAUGUGCUCUCAAAGUGGUUAACAAAUAUCCUAACGAUGGCUGGAUUAGAGAUGAUACAAGUGAUAAAACUUGGAUAGUGCUUUUCCAUGGUAAUAAAAAAUUAUCAACUCAAGAAUUAAUUGAAGAAGGGUAUAAGUAGGGAGGAUUGUAAUAGUAUCAAGGACAUCAGUGCAGAUUUGGAAGAGGUCUUAUCAAACAAGGGAUAUACUUUUAUGAAAAAAUACAAGAUGCCGAAAAACACGCUGACACCUUUUUUAUUAAUGAUAAGUAAUACAAUUUGCUAUUUUAAUGCAGAGUAAAUCCCAAAACUGUGAAAAGUCCGAUUAACAAGCCUUCUUGCUAUGUUGCUAAUGAUCCGAAAGAUGUCAGACCUUACAGAAUUUUAAUUAAAGAAGUGAAUAUUCAAGAUGAAAUUCCGACCUUUUACCUACUAAUAUAGGAUACUUUGCAGUAAUGUUGCUUAGGUUGCUCUAAUUGUGUUUAGUAAGGUUAUUCGUAUGUUUGCUAAGCUUGCUAAAGUAACUUCAUUUUAGAUUAAAAUAAUAUCUGCGUUUACCAGCUUUGUAAUAAUCAUCUCUACUUCUAGCAAAGCUAAGAAACUUCUACCAACAGUUAAAGUGAAGGUGAAUGUGUUUCAAUAUGCGAUUAAAUGUAUUAUUAGGAUUAAGAGAGUAAUACAUGUAGCUAGCUAAUUUAAUGUUCACAAUCAUUUACUUCUACAAGUAAUACUUUCGAAUAAUCUAUGUUUUUAGAUAUAGGUAUGUACAAUUAGUAAUACUUGAUUGUGAUUAACACAGGUAUCAUUUCUCUUUUUUCUGACCAUAGAGGUGAACUUUUAAAGCAGUACAUUCUAGGAUUAAACGAUCUCAAGGUAUAAAAGUAUCGUAACUAAGUUUUUGUAUUUACAAGCAAGCAAGAAUUGCAAAUUUGGUAUUUAGUAGAGAAUUUUAGAACUUCUAUUAUAUCUAAUAUAGUAGGAGACAUGAGUUAAAUGACAAGUAUAAUUGAAAUAGAAAAUUAACUAGGGUGUUUAUAUAUUUUUGAUAAAGAUCAAGUUAAUUUAUGGAUUUAUCCAUUCUACGAUGUCUCAUCUUAACUCUUUCUUAGCUAAAUUUAAUUCAUUUAGCUAACGCUAUAACAAGGAUCUUGGCUUGAUAUGGGAAACGGAAUAUUUGUUAAUAGCAGUGAUUAGCAGUUUAAUUUAUUAACUCUGGAAUUAAAUUAAAACAAAACAUAAAUUGAUAUAUAAAAGACAUAAAUAAUUAUCACUUGCUUAAUUUAGAAUAGCAACAGCAAUUAAAUAAAUUUAGGAGUUAUUUCCUAAAUUACUUAAUUUCUCAACGAUAAUUCAAAAUUCUCCCUAUUAACAAAUACUGGUUUGUUUUUAGUUUUCUAAAUUAAUAAAUAAUUAAAUUAAUGUAGUAUUCUAUUUUAAAAUUAAUUAAAUUACUCCAAAUUUAUGUUUUUCAAUACAAACUACAAUUCGACGAAUUAUUUUUUGAUUGGAUAAUCUGCAAAGUAAUUAGAUUUCUACAAAAUUAAUGAUUCUGUUUAGCUUAUUUAGCAAAUUAAUGACCAAGGUUAAACAACUUAUUUAGAUUUUCAGUUAGGAUAUUUCAAUACAACUCAAACUCAAUUUUAGAUAUUCGCCCUGGCUCACGCAAUAGAUACUUCUGGUUCUAUAAGCUAUUUUUUAGAUUUUUACUAAUUCAAUUAAACUACUGGAACAUUUUAGUCAACUAAAAAAUAUAAUUCCAUGAUUUAAUAACCAACUCAAUUAUCUAAAAUUGAAGAAAAUAGCUUAAUUAGAUAUAUUUCUUUGUAUGGCAAUAAUAACUUUUAACUCGUGUAGAAAGUUAAUGAUGAUAAAUUAUUUUCAGUAAUUUUAUCAGAUUUUUAAUCUCUCUAUCCAAGUAGCUAUGGUAGAGGUUAAGUGAACAGUCUAUUGAUCAUAAAUAAUAAUAAUAUUCUUGCUUCUUGCUCUAGUAUUGGAGUAAUAUCAUUUUGGGAUAUCUCCAGUGGGUUUCAUGGAUUAUUAUUAACGGAAUUGGUAAUAGAAAAUGAUUCAUGCUCUACACUCAUAAAAUAGGAUGAAAGUACAGUAAUUUUGUUCUUAACAUAAACUAUCUAAUUUGUAAGUAUUCAAAACUUUCAGAUUUUAUAAAAGAUACCUUAUAACUCUCAAUCGCCUUCUUAAAUUAUAUAUUCGGUAAAUAAUAAUCAGCUUCUACUGAUUAUAAACAAUUGUUUAGUUAUUUAUAAUAACCAAUAAACCUAAAUUUUUAAAAAUUGCACUGAUCAACUUAUUACAAAAUCUAUUGAAAUAGAAUUACUAUAACAAGAAUAAAUAGUUUGUGUAUUUUAGAAUGAAAUAGCAAUAUAUUAGCUUCAUCAAAGUGAUAAUACGCUAAGUUUAAUAAAUCAAGUCUAAGUUUAAAAUAAUAUCCUUUAUAGUAAUAUCUAGUUGAGUCAAGUAGCAUCAACAACUAGUUCUUAUAGUUUAGAGGAGAUAUAUAUAAUGACUGCAAAUUAAUCAAUUUGUAUAUAUGAUUAAAAUUUAAAUUUAAAUUACACUAUAUCUAAUUUACCAUUUAGUGGUGCUUCAUAAAUAAUGAGAACUCUUUCUGAUAAAAAUACAUUUACUGUUUUAACUCUUCCAAAUGCUGGAAGCUAUUCAAAUAGCUAUUACUUAUUUUCUAGGGUAUCUUAAAGUACUUAUACUUUUAAUUUUGGUUAUACUUCAUAGUAAAUAUAUCCAGUUUAAUACCUUCAAUAGUCGAAUGGAAUAGGAAAAUACCAUUUGCAAUAUUUGUUUGUAAGUCCAAGAUUUUCAAUUACCAUUAGAUAAAUGAUUUUAUUAGAUCAGAAUUCUUAUCUAACUUUUGGAUUUGAUUAUGUACCUCUUUACGAAUAAUAAUCCAAUAUACUUACAGAUGACUAUUCUAGAGAUUAUAUUGGUACUGUAUAAGGAUUUGUAGGGGUUAAUUCUAAGAAAGCUAAUCGGUAUGAUGAAUUGGUCCUCAAUUUUGUCAAAUAAAAUGAGAUAUAUUAAGAUGUCUAGUAGAGUUUGCUUAUGAACGUUUAUUUUGUAGUGACAAAUUUAAGAGCUAUUGUAUUGAAUAUCCAUACAGAUGAAGUUAUCAUAAAUAAUCUUUUUGCUGAUUUUAAUUAAAACAUAAUAAAUUUCUUUAUUAUUGAUUAGCUUCUUGGUGUAGUUUGUCUAAGAUAGAGCUCAAUGCAAGUAGCUUAUUUUGGAGGUAAACUAAUAAAUUAGCAGUUUUCUUUCAUUGGAAUGAAUAAAAUAAAUAAUUUUUUAUUAAGUUCUGAUAACCAAAGCUUUGUAGUUUUCGGCGAUUUUCUUGUGUUAGUUGAUCUAAAAUUAAAUAUAAUUUAAAGCUAUAAUCCUAACUUAGGUUAUUUUAGCAACUGCAUUAAAGUUAAUUAACAGCUUUAUUGUAGCCUAAGUUCAGGUAUAGUUUAAAUUAUAAAUUUGCCCAGCAUUUAGCUAAUAAAGAGUCUUUAGAUUAGUGGAAAACAACCUAAUUUCUCAAUAUGUAUAGAUCAGCAAAAUUAAAACGUCUUUCUUUAUAGCACUAACAUAAAUGUGUAUGAUUUGAAUAUGAAUUUCUAAAAAUAAAUAACGAACAACUUUGGAUAAAUUUAAAACUGCAAUUUCUAUGAUGAUUAUCUUGUCUUCUUUACUAAAUCAAUUGGCUUAGUUUAUUUAAGACAAGGCUUGAUUGAACGAAACAGAAUACAAAAUUUAGGAGGAGUUGAAGUUCAAAAGGAAAUAUAUUAUAAGGAGUUAAAUUAUCUUCUUUUUUUCGGAAAUGAUAUAGCAGUAGCUUAAGUGUUUAUUUAUGAUUUAUAAAAACAAAGUUUAGUAGGAAAAAUACAAGGUUUUAUAAAAAAUCUAGGAUAUGUUUCAGAUGUUGCAGUGGACAAUGGAUUAAACUUUUUUUCAUAUGUAGACAGCGCAGCUAAUUACUUCAUGUUUGAUUUUAAUGAUCCAUUUUCAAUUUAAAAUUAAUUUACAAUAAAGGAGAUACUAGAUAGGAAUGAAUUCAUUUAAAAGCUUUCGACUAACCUUGAUUCAUAAAGGUCUUUUGUCAUGACAUAAAAGAGUAUCUUUUAUGUAAAUUAUAAUAUUUUCUCAAACAGAUGUUAAUAUUUAUAUUAAGAACAAUAUAUAUAAUACUCAAUUUUAUUUAACUCUUAAUUACAAAAAUACUAAUACUUGGUCUUAGGUUAAAAUUAAUUGGUAUUUAGAUACUCUGAUUUCUUGGUUUAAUAUGAGAUAUUGCUACCUCAGUAAAAAGUUAUCGAUUUUUAAUACAUUUAAGAUAUAGAUAUUUUAGUUGUAGCCGCUUAAAAGAAUAUUUACUUAUACUACAAUUACUCUUAUUAAUAUGAUAGCUAAAUUGCUUAAAGCACCGAAAUCAGCUUUCAAAGAUUUUUAGAUCUAAAUGUGAUACUAUCUCUUGAUAAAAGGGUUAUAUUUUAUGAUUAUAUGUUAAAUAAAAUUUCUUAUGAAUUCACUUUAAAUAUCAAUUAAAUGAUGUCUUAACAUCUCUCUUUAUCCUCUUAGUCAGUUUUGAUUAUUGGUACUAGUUUGGGGACUACAUAUUUAGUAAAUUCAAAAUAAAAAGUUAAUAAUCAAUUUAUCAGCAAAACAUUGAAACCAAUUAAAUUUAUUUCAAUUUUGAAUAAUAAUAUUACUGCAUAUGUUGGAUCGGUUGAUGGAUAAAUACAAACCAUUGAUAUAUCUUAGGCGAAAUAAGUAAAUGAAGUUGAUAUUAUACAAUAAAUAGGAAGGAGUCAAGAGAAAGGAAUUCUCAUUUUAAGCAGUUUAGUAAUAGACUAAACAAUGAAUGUUAUGAUGUUCCAUUUCUUAUUUGAAAAAAAGUGUUAUGUAAUGCAACUAGAUAAUAGCUAAAAUUGGAAAUAUAUUUCAUUUGCAAAUAAUGAAUUCAAUUAGAUAUUUCUUGGCAAAGAUUUUUAUUUCCUACAAUCCGCUUUCUAAAUUAAUAUUUACAACAGGUAAACUCUAUCUUAUAUUACAAAUAUAAAAAGAAACACUUACUAUGACCAAAUGAUUGCAUUUUACGUUUUCUCUGAUCAAUUUUUAGGUUUAAUAUUUUAUUAGAAAAUUGAAAUAUAUUUUUUUGACUCAAAAGCUAACAAAGUGCAGCUUGUUGAUUAAGAAAGCUAUAAUUAUCCAAGGUUAAUGCAUUAUAGAUUCUAUUCUAGCUCAAAUAGUAGCAAUAAUGAUUUGCUUUAGAUAGUUGGCUUUGAUCAAAGCACUUUUUUUGAGAAAAGAUAUAACACAUACUUCUAUUUAGCUUAAAAUAGUGCUUAGUUGUAAUAAUGUGGGUUCUAAUUCUAAACUUCAGAUUUCCUAGUGCUCAAUUAGCAGCUAUAAACGUUAUAAAUAAAGUAAUCUGAAAGCUAUUGCUAAUAUGGGACCUCUGUGGUGAAUUAAUAAAUAUGGAAAAAUUUCCUUUUCCUACCUAUUUAAUAAAAUAUAUUAUAAUUAUUAAAUUCAUAAAACUCUACCUUGAACGAAUUUUUACUCUCUAGCUCCUUUAGUAGCACAAAUACUACAUAAUAUUAGGAGAUAGCUCUAUCAGAAAAUUAUUUUAUGAAUUUUAUAGGAUAAAAUUUACAAUUGAAAGACAUUUCCAUAAAAUUUGACCCAACUUAAUAAGGAACUUAAAUUGGAUUUAAUCCAUCCACGAGCAUGAUCACUCUAUCAAACAUUUUGAUAAAAAAUCAAACAAUUUAAAAUUAGACAAUUUUAUUCUCAUAGAAAAAAAGUAUUAUCAUAUAAAAUCUAUAAAUUUCAUAUCUAACAAACAAGUCAUCACGAAUUUUGUAAAGUAAUUUUGAUUUUAAUUCUCAAAGUUCUUUAAUAAUAUUUGAUCAUGUUGAUGAGAUUUUAAUUUAUGAAUUAACUAUAACUUAAAAUGAAUUCUUUAAUUCUUCAUGUUUAGAGGCUGUUCUUAUUUUUUCUAAUGUUGGCAACAUAACAAUAGAAAAGCUAAUUGUGGAAAACAAUAAAAUAAUUGGAAGUUUAAUUUUAAUUGAGGUGGCAAAUAGUUUAAAUAUAAAAACUGUACAAGUGAAUAAAAAUAUUAAUUUUGAAGGGCCAAUAUAUGGUCAGCUUUCUAACUUUUAAUCAAAUAUUUUCUAAAUAAAUGGGUGUCUUAAUUCAACAUUUUCAAUAGUGAACAUGACAGAAAAUUAGAAUUUAUAGCUAAUCGUAACUAAUAACUAAUACAAACAGACUUAAAAUAUUAUAUCUCUCACAAACGACAUUAUUUCUUUCUAUUAAAUGAUAAUUUUUUCAAACUAAAUUGAUUACUUAUCUUAUCCUUUAAUUUCUCUUCUUAGCUCAAAUAUUUAGAUUUAGCAAAUUCAAUAUGAAAAAAACUUUGGAUAAAUUCAAGUUAUGUCAGCAAUUUCAUUACAAAUAAGCAAUUCAUCAUUUACUAAUAACACUAGUUUAAAUGGAGGAGCACUUUCUAUCUUAAGUAUAAAUAAUUAUAUGAACAUUUCAUCAUCCACUUUUUAGAAAAAUAAAGCUUUAGGAAGCGGAGGAGCUAUUUACAUAGAAAAAAUUCAAUGUGAUCUGUUUAUUGAAAGUCAAGUUUCAAUAAUCCUUAAUAGUGCUUUAAUAGGCGGAGGAAUUCGUGUUAUGGAAUUCGAUAGUUCAGUUUUAAAUCUGAGUUAGAUUAAGAAAAGAUUCUCAAUUUAGAAUAAUACUGCUGAAAUUUUCGGAAAUGAUUUAGCAACCUUCCUUUAUUCUUUAGGAAUUCAAUAAGGAGAUAAAUUUUUAUCAAGUAAUUCUGAUUAGUCUUAAUUGUAAUUCAUUCCAGAAAGUAUAUCUAACUCACAAAACACUCUCUAUCUUAAAAAUAUUAAAAGUGGUGGAAAUCUAAAUUUAAAGAUCUUUUUAUACGAUGACACUAAUAGAAGUUUAACUUUUUCAAAAUAAAAGUUAAUCAAUAAAGAGUAUCCUCAAGAUAUUAUUAAUGAAAUAACAUUUAUAAGCAUACAAUUAAUUAUAAAUGAUUUCAAAGAAAUGUAGAUCAGCGGUGAAUCAAUUCUUAAUUACAAUUUGUUUAAUGAAUCUACAAACAGCUUCGAUUUUAAUGAUGUAACGAUUUAUGGCAAUUUUCUUAAAUAACAAUAGAUUUAAAUGUAAGUAUAAAUUUCUAAUAAAAUCACUAAAAUAGUAGCAGUAUUUAUUGUUUUCAGAUAAUGUGUAAACGGAGAAAUAAUUGGUUAGCUUUCUUCUUCAAUUCAAUUUUGUCAGUUUUGCUAAAACGGUACUUAUUCUCUAGUUGAUCCAAAUAUUUAAACUAGUCAAAACUAAUUAACUUGCAAACAGUGUCCCCAAUCAGCUAAUAAAUGCUAUGGAAAUCAAAUUGAAUUGAAAAAUGGUUACUGGAGAAAAAAUGAAAUAACAGAUAUCAUUUUAGCAUGUAAUGAUUAAGUCGGUUCUUGUAAAGCAGAGGAUCCAGAGAAUGUUAACUAUUGCGAAAGUGGUUACGUAGGACCACUAUGUGAAGCUUGUGAUGUUUUAGGAGAUGUUUGGAGGAACUAGUAUAUAAAAUAGCAAUUUUCUAAAGGGAUAUUUAUGAACAGUUUCAUACAUGCUCAAACAUGUUAUUAUUUAAGAUUUCUCAAGCUUCUCCCUUUAUCCAAAAGCCAAAUUAGAGAUGAAUCAGGCUUCUACAUCAAGAUUAUUAUCACUUAUUUGUAAUACUCAUCACUGUUAGUUGAUAACAUAAAUUAUCUUCCUAUCCAAGUUAACUUUAUGCCAAAUUUUAUUGGAACAUCAAUAAGCUAGUUAAUAAUUGGAAUAGAAUUUUUUACAUUUUUUUAACCUGAAAUUGUUUCUCAGUUUACAAAUGUUUUGACAUGUAGAUAAAUUGGAUAAGAUGAGAAUAAGUUAGAUACUUGCAUAACUAAAUACAAGUAUGGUUAUUUUUACAUGGAACUGAAAUAUAAAUAUUAUUAUUGGGAAUUUGUUAGAAUAUACUUUAAAAAAAGCAUAAACCAUUUAUCUCUCAACGCUUAUGCUAGGUAGAAAUGCUCUCCCUGGAAUUACAAAAUGAACAACAGAUUUAGCUUCUUUGGAAGAUUAACUCGCUUUUUAAUUAAAAAAGCAACAAGUAAAUCGCUCUAUUUGAAGAUCACAAGAUCAAGCAGAAAAUCCUUCAGAACUGUUUUAUUAUGGAAAAAGUUGAAAGAGAGUAUUUCUAUUAUUAUUCAAUUCAAGGCAAACCAGAACAUAUCUUACAUACAAAAUAAACCAGCAAUAAUGAAAUCCUCUAAUUUUAUCAAAUACAAAUACAGCACAGAUUUAACACCACUUUAUGAUAAAAAACCUUAAUAACACAAAUUCGAUAGCUAAUUUGAUAAUUGCUUAGAUACAGCUUUUAAAAAACUAAAUACAGAUGGUUCUCCAGGUUUAGCUGAUAAAAAUUCUAAUAUUUUUAAAUUUGAUUUACAGAAAGAAAAUAAAGUAGAUUUUCUUGUUGAUGAUUAAACUGAAUCAGUUGAUUUAUAAUAAAAAAACAUCUCAGAAGCAAGUAUCAAAAUAGCGCCACCUAAAGAUUGCAGUUUUAUAUUCUAAAAUACAUUUUCUUUACAGAAGAGUGGUUAUUGA